GUUACUUUGGCGUUUUAGUUGUUCAUUGUUUGUUUGUUUGCGCAACAAUCAGUUGAGUUUGGCACUUUGAUUGGUUUACAAUAUGAUGGACGUUAGCAGCAUGUACGGCAACCAUCCGCAUCAUCACCCACAUGCCACCGCUACGGCCUACGAUGGCUACGGCAGCAACUACUUUCCAACAGCAACCACUGCGCAUCAUCAGCAGAGCACGCAGGCUCAGCUAAUGCCGCAGCAGCAGCUCGCCUACAAUGGCUACGACAGCAGCAGCAACGGCAGCAACUACUACCAGCAGCAACAGCAGCAGCAGCCACCAACACAGCAGCAGCUGCAACAUGCCCAGCAGCAAAUGCAACAGCAGCAGCAAGCGCUCUAUCCCCACUCGCAUCUGUUCAGUCCCAGUGCAGCGGAGUACGGCAUUACCACUUCGACAACGGGCGGCGGCGGCGCUGCCAACAGCACGCCACUGCAUCCCGCCAGCCACUCGCCCACGGACAGUUACUACGAAAGCGACUCGGUGCAUUCAUAUUAUGCCACAGCAGCGGUUGCCACAGUGCCGCCGCCCGCCAACAACUCGCCCGUAACAGCAGCCAAUGCCACGCAGCAGCAGCAGCACCAGCAACAGCAGGUUGGACUGGAUGCCCAAGCGCCCAUUAUAAGCUCCGAGAACGGCAUGAUGUAUACCAAUCUGGAUUGCUUGUAUGCGCCGAGUGUAGCGCAGCAGGCGCAGACCCAGCCCCAUGCACACUACGGACAAAUGGAGGAGAAAUACGCAGCAGUGUUGCAUGCUGGCUAUGCCGCGCCUGCAGCGCUGGAGGAACAGGAUGCGGAUGCUAUGAUGCAACUGGCUGCGGGACAGCAACAGUCGCCAGCGCAAAUGUGGCAUCAUCAUCAGCAUAUGAGCGGCGGCUAUCCGCUGGAUGCGUCCAUUGCCAUGGACUAUCCACAUGCGCAUCUGCAUCAUGCACAUCUCAGUCAUGGCCAGUUGGCCAGUCUAAGCAACAAUGUGCAGCAGCAACACCAGCAACAUCAGCAGCAGCAGCAGCAGCAGGCAGCCAACUCGCAGACUCAGGCUGUGCCACAACAUACGUUGUCACCCAAUGGGUUGGGCUUGAGCCGUAAUCAGCGUGGCGGCGGUGUUGUUUCGCCUGGUAGCUCCACCUCUUCCUCAACAGCGUCCGCCAGCGCUGCCGGCAACAACAACAGCAACAAUAACAAUGCAAACUCUCAAUCAAAAUCGCCAAAUCAUGCAACAAACAUUCCAACCUACAAAUGGAUGCAACUCAAACGUAAUGUUCCCAAGCCACAAGCACCAAAGCUACCUGCCAAUCUAUCCAAUAUGCAUGACUAUCAGCUCAAUGGUCAUCUCGACAUGUGCCGGGCCGGCAACGUUGGCGGCGUCGGCGUUGGCGGCAAUGCAACCGUCUUGCCUCUACAGAAUUCACUGCUGCUGUCAAAUGCGACGGCCGCGGGCAGCGCAGCCAGCGGACUGGGCGUGAGUUUGGGCAGCGGCGGCAAUGUUGGCGGCAGCAAUCUAGGCAGCUGCAACAUGUCAACCACCAACAACUCGGGUCGCACCAAUUUUACCAACAAGCAGCUGACCGAGCUGGAGAAGGAGUUUCAUUUCAAUCGCUACUUGACGCGCGCGCGUCGCAUUGAGAUCGCCAAUACACUGCAGCUAAACGAAACACAGGUCAAGAUUUGGUUUCAAAAUCGCCGCAUGAAGCAGAAGAAACGCGUCAAGGAGGGUCUCAUUCCGGCGGAUAUACUCACGCAGCACAAUGCCGCCAACGUGAUAAACAACGACAAGCAGCCCCAACAGCAACAGCAACAACAACAACAGCAGCAGCAGCAGCAGCAACAAAUUGAACUGAAGGCUCCUGAAUUGGCCAACAAUGAGCAACUGCCAACGGCAACAGCAACAACAACAAUUGCAACCUCAAGCAGCAGCAAGCAAAGUUGA
Molecule: messenger RNA, 1960 nt
Organism: Drosophila busckii
Lineage: Eukaryota; Metazoa; Arthropoda; Insecta; Diptera; Drosophilidae
Product: homeotic protein labial
Exons: 3
Coding region: 83-1960 (625 amino acids)
Biological process (GO): regulation of transcription by RNA polymerase II
Cellular component (GO): nucleus
Molecular function (GO): DNA-binding transcription factor activity, RNA polymerase II-specific; RNA polymerase II cis-regulatory region sequence-specific DNA binding
Source: RefSeq, a predicted model, not a curated record